AUGGGACAAGCUCCAAGCAACGGCAGUUGCUGCUCUCCGUGCGAGCCGAGCCAGCAGCCAGCCGUAGAGCAAGUCACGCACCGCCCUGCCUCUGUGUUUCAGGAGUCCGCCGAUGCCGGCCUGCAGGACAUAGAGCCUGAGGAAAUGCCCAUGGACGUCCACCGCUCGACCAAAACACUGGACCUCACCCUAACAAACCGCCAGCUUCUGCGGGGGAUCCCUUUCUGCCAGACACUCUGGCGUGGUGGCCGUGUCUGGAGGCACCCGCCCGACGCGCUGACCCUCUCGGAGCGCUCUCAGCUCUAUUCUUCCUCCAGGCCGGUGGAAGGACUGGACCGGUUCCUCUCUCACACUUGGCUGACGCCGGGAUGGCGAAAGGUCCUGUCUUUGCUCCUCAGCAGCGGCUGGCCUUGCAUGCUUACCGGUUGGGUGUUGGGAAUGAUCGUGCCGAUGGUGCUCUGCAUGCUGGAUGUGCUGCCUCUCACCUUCGAAACGAAAGGCACAGCGAUCGGAUUCUCGGGCGUCAUUCCAAUGAGCUACUGGGUCUCACUCUUCGGGACCUCAACGGCAUUGGUGGGAUUGGUGAUCUCUCCCUAUCUGCCGUGCCGAAAGCGAGACAUGUGCUUUCUUGAUGUGGCAUGCAUCCACCAGGGGGACCAAAACCUGAUGCAGCAGGGCAUCAACAACCUUGGAACUUUUCUGGAAGCGUCCGAGGAGUUGCACGUGCUUUGGGACACGCCAUUGUUCUCGCGCCUCUGGUGUGUCUUUGAACUAGCGGCCUUUAGCAAGCUGAAACCGAAGGGUAAGAUCACGAUAGCCCCGAUCUACGUGGAGGCAGUAGCUUCUCAGCUUUUCUUCAUUCUCGUGGCCGUAAACAGCCUAGCGCUACUCCUGAGAAUUGGAGUUGCAAGCCGAGAGUUUAUGCUGCUUGCCUUGGCCUUCUGCGCCUUAAUUUUGGCUCCGUUGCUGCAUUCCUUGCGGGGCAAGUGCCGCUGGAAAAUGGAGCUGGACGACGUUCUGGCGAACUUCGAUGUCUUCAAUGUCGACUGCACCGUGGAGGUUGACAAGGCCAACAUCCACGCGGCCAUUGAGCGGUGGUACAGCAGCCUCCCCGCGUUUUCCGAGUUCGUCCAGGGCCUCUUCCGUGCAAGGGCACGGGAGCUGACCCGAACCCCUGGCCGUAUGCCCAUGGGCUACAUCUACAUGCUUGCAGCCCCUAGCGCCAACUUUUCCCUCGAUGUCUGGCUCGGCCUCUGGAAGGCAGGGGCUCCCUCCGAUGGCCUAGCGGCCUGGUUGGUG
Molecule: messenger RNA, 1299 nt
Organism: Symbiodinium necroappetens
Lineage: Eukaryota; Dinophyceae; Suessiales; Symbiodiniaceae
Source: the annotation of a GenBank genome assembly